Rhincodon typus (whale shark) is the source of this 1008-nucleotide messenger RNA. Its product is annotated as transient receptor potential cation channel subfamily M member 2-like. NCBI's taxonomy places the organism in Eukaryota, Metazoa, Chordata, Chondrichthyes, Orectolobiformes, Rhincodontidae. Bases 1 to 798 code for a protein of 265 amino acids. Gene Ontology annotation, molecular function: ADP-ribose diphosphatase activity. The transcript has 8 exons. The record is from RefSeq and is a predicted model, not a curated record. Gene Ontology annotation, cellular component: mitochondrion.
AUGGAGAGCGAGGAAAUGGUAGAGACUUUGAAUAACUAUUGUGUGCUGCUCUUCACUGUAGAAGAGAAAAACUACACAGCAGUUAAGUUUGAUGGAUAUGCCCCUCCUGUUUACACAACUGAAACAGCAGGAGGAGAUCACUCUGCUGGGUUGGCAAAAAGUAAAACCUUCAAGAUCAGAGAUGCAGGCCCGGACACUCAUAGGCUUGAGGAAUCAUUACCCCUAAAUCCACAUGGAAGGACUGGCCUGGGGGGAAGAGGAAGUCUUCGCUGUUAUGGACCAAACAUGGCAAUGGAUCCCAUUAUUACGCGCUUUAAGAGGAACUCAGAUAACUCUGCCACUGAGAAAAAUGGCAAGCGGGUACUGGAGGUUCUUGUUAUACGAUAUCCAGGUGAAGACUGGACCCUACCUGCGGGAAUUCUGGCUGCUGGAAAGACGUUCCCAAGAAACAUGAUGGUCAUCUUAAAUGAAAAGAUACUGGACAUGUUUCAGAAACUGCAGAAGAAGGCCUUAGAGGUCUAUAAGGGAUAUGAGGAUGAUUCCAGAAACACAGACAAUGCAUGGAUUGAAACUGUGGUCCUCAACUUGCAUUUGGAUGAUGACAAUCCAUAUAUAAAUUCGCUCACAAGCAGAGGUGGCUCAGAGACAAGCAUUGAGAUGAAGAUUCCGGUGAUGGUGGAGGGAAUCGCGAAGCAGCUAGCAGUGCAUUGGCAAACUGUGGAGCAAGGAGACCCAGUGUGUGCACGUUACAAAGCAUACCUGCGAGUAGUGACUGAUUUUCAUGGCGCCUGCUUCUAAACUGCCCACGUCAUCGGUGCACGAGUGGUAAAGCCAGAGACAACCUCAACCGAGUCGGAGUGGCCAAAAACAAGGGAGACAGAUCUGACCCACUCAGCAAAGCACCAACUAGAUAUUGCACCUGCAAACAGAGUGUGAAUACAAAACCUGCUGAUAAAAAAAAUGACACUUGAUAAUGGCACAUUACAUUGCAUGUUCUGAUCCUGCUAC